Molecule: messenger RNA, 2313 nt
Organism: Rhinopithecus roxellana (golden snub-nosed monkey)
Lineage: Eukaryota; Metazoa; Chordata; Mammalia; Primates; Cercopithecidae
Product: angiotensin-converting enzyme-like protein Ace3
Exons: 15
Biological process (GO): proteolysis
Cellular component (GO): plasma membrane
Molecular function (GO): metallopeptidase activity; peptidyl-dipeptidase activity
Source: RefSeq, a predicted model, not a curated record
AUGUCAUUUCCAUUGGGAUCAGCUAUCCCCCCACACCAGUGCUGCAGCUCUCUGGAUGGAUGCACCCUGACCUCCCCUGUGUUGGAGGAGAGACAGACUCACCCUGGACUUUCCCUACUUGUGCUCCUCUGUUACAGGCAGCUGUUGCCUUGCCUCUGGAUCAAGGAUGAACAUAGUUUAGAUGGCUUCUACAAUGAGACUAAGGCCAAGAUCUUCUUGCAGUUUUAUGACCAAACAGCUAAAGUUGUGUUGAACCAGUUCAUGGAGGCCACUUGGAACUAUGUCACCAACAUCACCAGGAAAAAUCAGGAGGAGAUGCUGCACAAGGACAUGGAGAGGUCCCAGUUCAUGAUUUACUUUGGCAUCCGGGCCUGCCUGUUUAAGGUCGCCCAGUUCCAGGACCAGGAUGUGAAGCGCAUGCUGAGAAAGCUGCAGAACAUAGACAAGGCGGCCCUGCCCAAGGACGAGCUGCGGGAGUAUAACGAGCUUCUGGCCAACAUGGAGAUGACAUACAGUAUGACCCAGGUGUGCCUGAAUGAGAGGCCCUGCCUGUCCCUGGAGCCUGAACUCGAAGAAGUCAUGGCCACCUCCAGGAACAAAGAGGAGCCGCUGUGGGCCUGGCAAGGCUGGCGGGAUGCCGUGGGCCGCCAGAUCUGCACCACCUUCGAGCACUAUGUGGAGCUCAGCAACAAGGCUGCACAGCUCAAUGGUUACAAAGACAUGGGAGCCUUGUGGCGCUCCAAGUAUGAGUCAGACACCCUGAAGCAAGACCUGGAGCGGUUCUUCCAGGAGCUGCGGCCACUCUACCUGAACCUGCACACCUACAUGCACCGGGCCCUCCACCGCCACUAUGGGCCCGAGCUCAUCAACCUGAGGGGGCCCAUCCCUGCCCACCUCCGGGGGAACAUGUGGGCUCAGUCCUCGGUCAACGUCUUAGACCUGGUCCUGCCCUUCCCAAAGAAGAUUCCUGAGGAUGUCACAAAGAUCAUGAAAGGCCAGCACUGGAAAUCAGAGAAAAUGUUUGAAGACUCUGAGAAAUUCUUCACCUCCUUGGGGCUGCUGCCUGCCCCACCCAGUUUCUGGAAAAAGUCGAUGCUGACGAGGCCAACCGAUGGGCGAGAGGUGGAGUGUCACACCUCUGCCUGGAACUUCUACCUUGACGAUGACUUCAGAAUAAAGAAGUGCACGGAGGUGACCAUAGAAGACCUGCUCUCCAUCUUCCACGAGAUGAGCCAUAUCCAGUACUUUCUGCAGUACAAGAACCUUUCCAUCAUCUUCUGUGAAGGUGCCAACCCAGCCUUUGAAGAGGCUGUGGGGUCUGUGAUCACCCUCUCGGCCUCCUCCCACAAGCACCUGCUCAACAUAGGCCUGCUCAGCCUCAAGCACCAGGACUCAGAGGAUGAGGUCAAUUUCCUGAUGCGAAUUGCCCUGGAGAAGAUUGCCUUCAUCCCCUUCGGCUAACUGUUGGACCUGUUUCACUAGAAGGUCUUUGACGGCACCAUUCGGAAAGACAUCUACAGUCAGGAGUGGUGGAACCUCAGGUUAAAAUACCAGGGCUUGUGCCCCCCUGUUCCUCACUCAGAGGAAGACUUUGAUCCAGGUGCCAAGUUCCACAUUUCUGCUGGUGUGCCCUACAUAUGAUACUUCUUCAGUCUGGUGCUCCAGUUCCAGUUCCAUGAAACACUGUGCAAAGCCUCGGGCCACAUGGGUCCACUGCACCAGUGUGACAUCUACAACUCCAAGAUUGCCGGGAAGCUCCUGGGAGAUGCUCUAAAGCUGGGCUCAAGCAAGCCGUGGCCAGAGGUCCUAAAGAUGCUGACUGGGGAGUCUGAGGUGUGUAUAAAGGCCCUCAUGACCUACUUCAUACCCAUACUGAACUGGCUGGUAACUGACAACAUGCAGCAAGGGGACAUCCUAGGCUGGCCAGACUUCAGCUGUUCCUUUGAAGAAAAAGACACAGACAAAGUGACAUUCCUGAAUCUGAAGCUGGACCCCAACCAGGCUAAAUUUGGGUACUGGGUGCUGCUGGCCCUGGGCUUUGUCAUGUCUCUGGUGGUGCUGGGGCUGGCCUGCAGGCUGCACUCCCUGGAAAAACAGUCACUGACCCAAGACACUGAGAUAUUCAGCCCACUGCCCAAUGCCUACUUCCUGGGCAUAGCCAUGGAACCCCACCAGACUGCUAAAAGACAGUGGAUGCUGCUGAGCCUCUGCCUUGUCCUGAUGCUGUGCUCAAUCAACCUGGCCAUCUGGAUUUUCACACAGUAAAGCAGGACGCCUCCAUGGGUAAGAGCUGAAUGGUGGAGCUGGGACUAG